AGACAAACAGAGAGAGACAGAGAGAGAGAGAGAGAGAGAGAGAGGCGGGAAGAGCGAGAGAGGGAGAAAAUGUCUUUUGCGACUUCUAGGGUUUUCAAAGCAUGCAGGGCAUUAUUGGCUCCGGCGAGAUCGUCGGCGGCGGCAGCCACUGCUUCGAAAGCGUCAUCCACGGCUUCGAAAGCUUCAUCCACUGUUACUGGGAAAAUAAAGGCGAAGCCGAAGCCGAAGUUGACAACACCGACCUCGUCUAAGCCCACCGGCAUCCUGAAGGUGACACCAGUCUCGCCAGCUCUCGGUGAUUUCCUGGGGUCCCCGGAGUCCUCCCGUACCGAAGCCGUCAAGAAGAUCUGGGCGCACAUCAAGCUUCACAAUCUCCAGAACCCAGCAAAUAAGAGGGAAAUAUUUUGUGAUCAGAAGCUGAAGAACCUAUUUGAUGGGAAAGACAAAGUUGGAUUCUUGGAGAUUGGAAAAUUGCUGUCCCGCCAUUUUGUGAAGACUGAUUAACUUCUGAUUAGGAUAUGUAUUCGGUGUUUUAGCUUUGUAGUGGCUUCCCCAACCCUCGGAAGAGCGAGCUCUUAUGAACUAAAUUUGCGUCCUUUUGCUUGUUAUGUCACUUUCAGGGCUGGGUUUAUGUAUUAUAACCAGUUUUCAGUGGGACGUAUUGUGAAAUUAAUUUGGCAAGUGGUAUACAUUGUUUUUAACUCCA
Molecule: messenger RNA, 706 nt
Organism: Tripterygium wilfordii
Lineage: Eukaryota; Viridiplantae; Streptophyta; Magnoliopsida; Celastrales; Celastraceae
Product: upstream activation factor subunit UAF30-like
Exons: 2
Coding region: 70-504 (144 amino acids)
Cellular component (GO): nucleus
Source: RefSeq, a predicted model, not a curated record